This is a messenger RNA of Effrenium voratum, 1370 nucleotides long. Lineage: Eukaryota; Dinophyceae; Suessiales; Symbiodiniaceae. The record is from the annotation of a GenBank genome assembly.
GCUGAAUCCCUGAACUUUGGGCCAGCUUCCUCUGAGGUCUCGCGACAAGACUUGCCACAACCUUCGGAAGCUGUUCCUUGUGCUCCCGGGGUUUGGCAUCGACUGAGGAGGAGCUGGUCAGGCAGCACGCGGCUGAUUUGGCUGCUAUCUCUUUGGAGGCAGGAGAUGCCGAGGAAGGGUACCUGCGCCUUCGCCAGACCCUGGUCACAGAGUGUGAGAAGGAGGAGCGGCGCCAUGCCGAGCUGGCGGCGGAAGAGGCCUCGUGCUGCCGCCGAGUCCAGGAGGGCGAAGCAAGACAUGAGGCGCUGGCCCUGGAUUCCUUGGAUGGCAUGCCGCGAAGGCGGAAGUAGGAGAGAGGCAUGUCAUUGCGUGCGUCGCCUCGCAGGGAGCUCGCCUCUUGCCAAGCGCUGUUUUCGCGGGCGGCAAUUUUCGCGAAUUCCAAACACAGUGAGCCUUGGGCACCAAACUGGGUGAAUGCUGUGAAUGCUGUUGAGUUUGCGGGUUUGUGUAUGGAGGCCUCGAGCCAGCAUGCCCAGUGCUUGACUGCGCGAGGUGAAAGACAUCUAUGCCUUCGACCUCCUUACUCACCAGGCCUUGGACACCAUGCGCCAGUUAAAGGAGAUGCAGGCUUGUCUAUCUGCGGGGUGAUGGUGUACAAAAGCUGCCGCCGGGAGUGGACGGAUGAGGAAUGGUGGGGCAACUUUCGCGUGAUCGUGAAGGGCAAGCACCCGCAGAUGCAACAGCGUGCAUCCCUGAGGCGUUCCUGGGAAGCUGUUGCCAACAUUCACAGACAUCGUGGGCGCGGAGUCAUGGUCAGCGCGCGCCUUUCCGGACAAGCCCUGGCAGCUCCAGAUGCCGCUCUGAGCCUAAGUGGGGAUGUCGGAAAGCAAGCCUUCGGUGUCAGUCCGGAUGCGGGGCCCACGGCAUCCCAAUGACUCACUCACAUUACGGCGUCCCCCCUUUUUGGCGCAACCAGUGCACGCAGAAAUUGAAUGAAGGACAACAAGUCUUGAGCCAAUGUGUAACUUUUUGGGUGUCAAUGGGGCAGCACGAAGUCAGGAAGUGCUCUGAGGAGGGCAAUGGCGUCUUUGAAGUGAGCGCGCAUUCAGCACCGGUGCAAUUGGGCUCAUUGGGCUCGGGCUCCUUUGGCUCAAGCUAUGUCAGGCUUUCCAUCUUCAUAUAGCGGGUGACUGGCGGACUGGCGGACUGGCCAUGGUUCCACGUUUCGCUUGCGCUCUUUGCGCUCUUUGCGCUCUGGCUUGGCCGGUGUUGGCUUCUGACCGCCUGGUGAGACGGGUUGACGCAGGCGGCGUGGUCGUGGGGAAGGCCGCGGCGCCGCUGGAGGGCGACGGCGACCCGGACCCCCAGGC